Molecule: messenger RNA, 1396 nt
Organism: Medicago truncatula (barrel medic)
Lineage: Eukaryota; Viridiplantae; Streptophyta; Magnoliopsida; Fabales; Fabaceae
Exons: 11
Coding region: 219-1172 (317 amino acids)
Molecular function (GO): RNA-DNA hybrid ribonuclease activity; nucleic acid binding
Source: RefSeq, a predicted model, not a curated record
AAAAAACACGGCAACAACAGUUUACACAGUCACUCUUCCCUUAAAAAAAAAAAAGUUUACACAGUCACUCUUCUGUCUUGUCUCUUUUCUUCUUCCACGUAUCAACUACAAAAAAGUUCAAAACUUUCAUUUUCACUUUUCAAAAUUCAAACUGAUUCUCCUUUCCGAUCACUGAAAAAGUGAUUCUGCAACUGGGUUUCGUCCAAUUUUUUUGUGCAAUGGCUGAAGAGAAAGAUGCUUUCUAUGUUGUAAAGAAAGGGAAUGUUGUUGGUGUAUACAAGUCUUUCACUGAUAUUCAACCUUUACUUUCAUCUUCUGUUUCUGGUCAAGCUGUAAGUGUUUUUAAAGGGUUUUCUUUACCUCAAGAAACUGAGGAGUAUCUUGUCUCACAUGGACUUAAGGGAGCCACUUACUCUAUCAGUGCUGCUCAUGUAAAUGCGGGUAGUUUUGGAAGACUUGCUGUUUGUCCUUAUCAGGAUCCAUGUUCUUCAGGAGGAGGAACUGUUAUGGCAAAUUCCUCAUUAAAGAGAUCGCAAGAUGCAUUGCAAGUUGAUACCAGUGAUCCAUAUUCUUAUGGAGGAAGGACUAAUAUGGUGAAUUCUUCAUCAAAGAGCUUCCAAGGUGCCACGCAACUUGAUGCUAGUAAGGGAGCUGGAUCAUCUUCAUUUUCAACAAAUUUGCAAAGGAAUCAUUCUAUAGGUGGAUUACAUCUACAAGCAGACGUGUCGACUGAUAGUUGUCUUUCUUGUAGACUUGAGUUUGAUGGUGCGUGCAAAGGAAAUCCUGGACCAGCUGGUGCUGGAGCAAUACUGCGUGCUGAAGAUGGGAGCAAGGUCUACCGAUUGCGUGAAGGAGUUGGUGCUGCUACAAAUAACGUUGCUGAAUAUCGAGGAUUGAUUUUGGGAUUGAAACAAGCUCUCAAAAAAGGAUAUAAGCACAUCCGUGUUCAAGGAGACUCCUUGCUCGUUUGCAAUCAGAUUCAGGGUAUAUGGAAAGUAAAAAACGCGAAUAUGGGUGAAUUAUGCAAUGAAGCCAAGGAGUUGAAGAAUAAGUUUCAGUCAUUCAAGAUCAAUCAUGUUCUUAGGGAAUAUAACUCUGAAGCUGAUAUUCAAGCGAACCGCGCGUUAAAUCUCCAAGCUGGUCAGGUUGAAGAAGAUUGUGAGAUUAAAUAAUGUUCAACUAGCAGCAGCAUACAUGACUCAUGCCUUUGCCUUCAGCUAGUAAAAAUUUGAUGAUUUUAGCUGUAACAAAGGUUCCAAUUAAAUUUCUAAUUAAAUUUCUUCUGUGACAUUUCUUGUAUAGUUUGUGCUUGUUUUAACUUUGGGACUAGAAAAGUGCUUUUAAUGUUUGGAUGUUGCUUAGCUUAAUGCAAGGCCUUAUUGUAAGUAUUUAAUCA